AUGUCGCAUCUGCCUCCGCAGGGCGGAUUCCCGCCUCCCCAGGGGGGAUUCCCGUCCUCACAGGGGGGUUACACGCCCGUCCAGGGGGGUUAUGCGCCACAACCAGGCUACCCGCCCCAGCAAGAUGUCAUGCCAGUGCAAUCCGGCGGAUAUUAUCCGCCCAGCGUAGGAGGACUUCCUGUGCCCGCACAGCAGGGGUAUCCGCCACAGGAUUUACUCACAAGUCCACCUCAGGUUUAUACCGGUGGGCAGCCGUAUGGAUAUCCGCAAAACUCCCAGCCGUCUUUAUAUCCCCAGCAGCAGCAUCCGCAACAUGCUAUGUACGCUACAGCUGAAUCUCAACUCGGGGGGAGUCAGUAUUCUUUAAUGGGGGGAUAUCAACCCCCCUCUGGUAGCAUGAAUUUGGGCGUGACCCACCCUGGAUUUACGACAUCAUUCCCCCCAACUUCUCAGGACGACGGCCUGUAUGCGAUGACGUCGUCUCCUCACGCGCCAGCUGGCGGAGGACCACCGUAUCCAAGUUUGCCCCUCCCCGGGAUGCCUGGUCCGGGGGAGAUGGCGGGGAUGCGGUACGUUGGCGGGGGACAGUACCCAGGACCUCCCCCGCACCAGUUCCAGCCUGGACUGUACGAUACAACUUCGCCGCCGGGUUAUUUGCCGCAUCCAGGAUUUUAG
Lingula anatina is the source of this 675-nucleotide messenger RNA. RefSeq lists its product as uncharacterized. The record is from RefSeq and is a predicted model, not a curated record. NCBI's taxonomy places the organism in Eukaryota, Metazoa, Brachiopoda, Lingulata, Lingulida, Lingulidae.